Molecule: messenger RNA, 948 nt
Organism: Apaloderma vittatum (bar-tailed trogon)
Lineage: Eukaryota; Metazoa; Chordata; Aves; Trogoniformes; Trogonidae
Gene: SPIC
Product: Spi-C transcription factor (Spi-1/PU.1 related)
Exons: 6
Coding region: 97-843 (248 amino acids)
Biological process (GO): cell differentiation; regulation of transcription by RNA polymerase II
Cellular component (GO): nucleus
Molecular function (GO): sequence-specific DNA binding; DNA-binding transcription factor activity, RNA polymerase II-specific
Source: RefSeq, a predicted model, not a curated record
GCUGUGGGAACUCAGUCUUUCAUUUAUGAAGCCAGACAGAUUCUUGUCUUGCGUGUGAGUCUGAAAUUCUAGGAUUCAAGUUUGGAUAGCUAAAUAAUGAGUUUUCCUGACCAAGACGUACUGGGCCAGGCUUUUGAAGAUGCACUAGAAGUCCUGCAGCAGCACUCUGACAGAGAAAUGCAGUAUUCACCAGGUUAUAAAAACUGCUUGACUGUGAUCAACCAUCACCACACCCUCCGAUCAAGUCCCAGCUACUCUGCAACACCAUCUACAGAGGACCAAGGGUAUAGCUGGAGAAAUGUUAUUAACAGUGCAGCAGAUUUUUAUGCAGACGAGACUGUCUACCACAUGCUGCAGAAUACUCCAGAAAGCCAAGUGAUGCAUGCUGCUGCUGGCCAGCCAAAAGCAGGAAAAGGUAGAAAAAAACUUCGACUGUUUGAGUACCUCCAUGAGUCUCUGUAUGAUCCAGCUAUGGCAAACUGCAUCCAAUGGGUUGAUAAGCCAAAUGGUGUCUUCCAGUUUGUCUCCAAAAACAAGGAGAAACUUGCAGAGCUGUGGGGAGAAAGAAAGGGAAACCGCAAGAUCAUGACUUAUCAGAAAAUGGCCAGAGCACUGAGGAAUUAUGGAAGAACAGGUGAAAUCAUUAAAAUUCGAAGGAAGCUGACAUACCAGUUCAGUGCUGUUGUUCUCCAGAGACUUGCUCCGUCUUAUUUCUUGGGGAAAGAAACAGUUUAUCAUCCCUACAUUCAGUCUAAUCAAGAAUAUCAGUGCACAGACGACUGGAUGAGUUACAAUAAUUACAUGUAUAACAGUGGUUAUGCAUUACAUCAUGCUAACAGCUAGGCAUAGCUUUCACAUAACCAGGUCUUUGUUAGCUGGUAAUACUUUCCAACACAGGAACUCCUCUCUGUACAUAGCUUUUCCAUUAAGAUAUCAUGCAAAAACCUG